AUAUCACGUGUUAGUCACGGCCGAUAAAUGGACAAGAAGGUCCAAUCGUUCAAUACGUUGAACUUGGUUCGUGUUAUUUUUGUUUAAUCUUUAUUAUGGUUGAUCGUUUGCGUUAUCCAGCCUCAUGUCCUUCGAGAAGUUUAGUCAACAAGCCAGUUUGCCUGGCCAUGGUGGGUCUUCCAGCCCGAGGAAAGACUUUUAUUGCUAGAAAGCUGGCAAGAUAUUUAAACUGGAUUAGCAUUGAGACACAAGUGUUCAGUUCAGGAAACUACCGUCGGGAUCUUCUCAAGUCUCAAUGUACCCAUGAGUUCUUUGACCCAAAUAAUCCAAAGGGAAUUGCAAUUAGGGAACGCUGUGCAGAACUGGCCAUGAACGACAUUGCAAUCUGGUUGAAUGGCCAAGGCCAAGUUGCUAUUUUUGAUUCAACAAAUGGCACCAGAAAACGACGUGAAAAAGUGAUCAAUUUCUGCAAGCAGAAUAACUUUAAGUUGUUAUUUAUUGAGUCUUAUUGUGAUGAUUCAAGUAUUGUUCAUUCUAAUAUAAUGGAAGUAAAAGUAACAAGUCCAGAUUAUAAGAAUGUAUCACCUGAGCAAGCAUGUGAAGAUUUUAAAGCAAGAAUCAAACUUUAUGAAACACAGUACGAACCUUUGUGUUCAGAAAUGGACAAUCAAGUACGAUUUCUUAAAGUUGUCAAUACUGGAAAGCGAUUUGUGGUCAACAGAGCUGAAGGUUAUGUUGAGAGUAAAGUUGUAUACUAUACGAUGAACAUUCACGUUACACCCAGAUCGAUUUACUUGACUAGGCAUGGAGAGAGUGGAUUUAAUUUAAAGGGUCGGAUUGGUGGCGACUCCGAGCUUUCGCCACAUGGACAAAAGUUUGCAGAGGUCCUUGGUGAGUUUGUUAAUGAACAAUCUCUCGAAAACCUAAAGGUUUGGACAAGUCAAUUAAAAAGAACAUCUCAGUCUGCCCAACACAUCAAAGCUCCAGUUGAACAAUGGAAAGCUUUGAACGAACUUGAUGCUGGUGUUUGUGAUGGCAUGACAUAUGAAGAAAUUCAAGAAAAAUAUCCAGAAGAUUUCGCCAGACGAGAUCAGGACAAGUUUCACUACCGUUACAAAAGAGGAGAGUCUUAUGAGGAUAUUGUUAUUCGCUUGGAGCCUGUCAUAUUGGAACUUGAAAGACAACAAAAUGUUCUAGUGAUAUGUCAUCAGGCCAUAAUGAGAUGUUUACUUGGGUAUUUUCUUGAAAAAAACAAAGCUGAGUUACCUUAUCUACCAGUGCCAUUACACACGGUCUUCAAAUUGACGCCAAUUGCCUACGGUUGCAAGGUUGAGACGUUUCCUCUUGGAGUCGAGGCUGUCAACACACAGCGAGAACGGCCAAAGAAUGUUCAAGUGGGAAGAAAACCCGAAGAUGCUUUAGUUACUGUUCCACCACAUUUUAACUAAACACUUGUUGUUGACAUCCUGCAAAAACGUCCAGGAUCUCUGUCGCAUCCAUCGUGAACGGAUCGAGAGAUCGUAUAGUUAUUUGCAGAGAAAAUUUAUAGAAAUGUAGAAUUGUUAUUUAAAUUCGUGCGAUAUAUUAUAUUUAUUUGGAUAAUUGUAAAUAAUACUGCUGAAAAAGAUUGUAUUACUGAUUUAA
Molecule: messenger RNA, 1644 nt
Organism: Dendronephthya gigantea
Lineage: Eukaryota; Metazoa; Cnidaria; Anthozoa; Malacalcyonacea; Nephtheidae
Product: 6-phosphofructo-2-kinase/fructose-2,6-bisphosphatase-like
Exons: 16
Coding region: 96-1448 (450 amino acids)
Biological process (GO): fructose metabolic process; fructose 2,6-bisphosphate metabolic process
Cellular component (GO): cytosol
Molecular function (GO): fructose-2,6-bisphosphate 2-phosphatase activity; 6-phosphofructo-2-kinase activity; ATP binding
Source: RefSeq, a predicted model, not a curated record